This is a messenger RNA of Ectocarpus sp. CCAP 1310/34, 2370 nucleotides long. The record is from the annotation of a GenBank genome assembly. NCBI's taxonomy places the organism in Eukaryota, Phaeophyceae, Ectocarpales, Ectocarpaceae.
CUGCAGCAGCAGCGCAAUUGAUCACACAACAAGCCAGAGCAAGGAGACAGCACUUCGUAUCGAGUAGCAGGCACGGAACUGCAAAUCGAUAGGGGGCAAGUUUCCUUAUGGCGGACGUAGACAUGAAGGACGCCUCUGCGGCGGCAACAGCAGCGGGGGAGAAGAGGGAAGUGGCGGCGGUGCCCAAGAGCAUCAAGGUGGAGGAUAUCGUGCGGAACGCAGAGCUCAUCGUCAAGGGCGUCCAGGGUGAUACCGCUCGGCUUACCACGAGGGCAAUCAGUAGGAAUACGCCCAUCCGACGCAUGGUGCAGGCGCAUGUGCUGUGUGACGCGUUAGCCAAACUGCUGCCGGAUGACUGCCCAGACAAGGCUGAGCUCACCCGGCUUCUGGCCAAGCUGCCCAGCGAGGCGGUAACGGAGACGGAGCCCCCGGCAACGGUAGCCAUGGAGGUUGACUCCGAGGCCGCCAAGAAAGAGGCCGCCGCGGCGGCGACUGCGGAGGCCGCCGCCGCUAAGAAGGCCGAGGAAGCACUGGCGAGCGUGGUGGCGGCGCAGCUGCCCGAGGUGGAGGUGUACUUGUCGACCCUGGUUUUAACGACGCUGCUGCGGCACAAGGCAAACGCGGACGCGGUGGCGGUCGCGCCGAGGCUGCUGGAGCGGGCCGUGAGCUUCAACCGGAGGACGCUCGACUCCCUCGCGGCGAAGAUGGUUUUCUACUACUCGUUGGCGUUCGAGGUGUCCGGGCGGCUGCCGGAGGCGCGACCGCGCCUGCUCGGGCUUCACCGCACGUGCUGCCUCAGGCACGACGAGAUCGGGCAGGCGACGACGCUGAACCUGCUGCUGAGGAACUUGCUUUCCCAGAACCUCCUGGACCAGGCCUACAAGCUCGCUUCCAAGACCAACUUCCCGGAGAGCUGCAGUAACAACCAGUUCUGCCGAUACCUUUACUACAUGGGGCGCAUCCACGCCCUUCAGCUGGACUACACGGACGCCUACACGAAACUGAUGCAGUCCAGCCGUAAGGUCCCUCAGAACACGGCCAUGGGCUUCCAGCGGGCGGCGCAGAAGCUUGUCAUCAUUGUACAGCUCCUGCUCGGAGAGGUGCCAGAACGAUCGGUGUUCAACCAGAAGGGCUUCGUGGUAUCCCUCAAGCCCUACCUCGCCCUCACGCAGGCGGUUCGACAGGGGGACCUCGUGGAGUUUAACCGCAUCGUCGGGGAGCACGAGUCAACCUUCCGGGCAGACAAGACCUACACCCUCAUCCAGAGGUUGGCGCACAACGUCAUCAAGACGGGGCUCCGCAAGAUCAACUCGUCUUACUCCCGCAUUUCCCUCCAAGACCUGUGCGAGAAGGUGAAGCUCGAAACGGUCCAAAGCGCGGAAUUCGUGUGCUCAAAGGCCAUCAGGGACGGAGUCAUCGACGCGGUCAUCGACCACAAGAACGGCUGGAUACAGAGUCGGGAUGUCGUGGACGUGUACGCCACGGACGAGCCGCAACAGGCCUUCCACAAGCGCAUCACGUUCUGCCUGGACGUUCACAACGAGGCGGUGAGAGCGAUGCGCUACCCACCCAACGCCUACAAGCAGGAGCUGGCCAAGUCUCGUCCCGGGAUGGAGGACGAUAAGACCGAUGAGGAACUCGCCAAGGAGAUCGAGGACGAGAUGAACGAAGAAGACGGAGGACUCUAAGACCGAAUCGACCUCGCUAAGACCACAUUGACUCUUACGACCAGGUCGGCCUAGAUCGAGGCCUGUCUGUCCUAGCGGACGUACGAAAGCAGCAGCAAGCAGCGUUACCUUACGCGAAAGAACCACCCAAGGACAAUCAAUCGAUGUCUCUUCAUCGAAGGGGCGAGCAAUCUCGUAUGGAACAGGAAGCGGAGACGCGUUUCCCGACGUUCGUAGGACGCUUGAAAUCGUUUGCGCUUUUUGGCGGACUCUGACGGGCAGGGUCUUGCGCUGCGCGAUAUUUCAACAACCCUUACAUCAUGUGGGACCGACUCGUGGGAGGCUCGUCUACUGACCUUGUGUUUCAUGGCUUCUAGGCUCAAAAGUUGUGUACGGAUCGGUGCAGUUUUACUUGCAAGGAAUGUGAGGAAAUGAUAGUUGCGGAUUCUUAAAAACAGGACCGUUAACCUUGGCGCCUGGCUACUGUGGAGAAGUGGUCAGCAGGAAGACCAGCAUGGAGGUCAAGGGCUCCCAACGCUAUUCGUGUACUAGCCCACUUUGUUAUUGGGGCCGGUGGUGCAGUGCCUGACGUGACCGACUUUGUGGCGAGGACACCCAAGUUCUCCACUCAUUUUUUUCUUCGUGGAUGGACAUGAGACUAACGCCUCUAAUGGAAGAAAGAAAGCUGCUGCUCAAUCCCUCA